This is a messenger RNA of Girardinichthys multiradiatus, 3120 nucleotides long. It is a transcript of the gene uckl1b, whose product is annotated as uridine-cytidine kinase 1-like 1b. The transcript has 15 exons. Gene Ontology annotation, cellular component: cytoplasm. Bases 244 to 1851 code for a protein of 535 amino acids. Gene Ontology annotation, molecular function: ATP binding; kinase activity. The record is from RefSeq and is a predicted model, not a curated record. Lineage: Eukaryota; Metazoa; Chordata; Actinopteri; Cyprinodontiformes; Goodeidae.
ACCAAGCUGUGGACUCCUCUGUUCAAAGAAGGGGAGAAUCAGAAAGCUAAACAGUUGUUUUAAGUUUUGUUUCUCACCCAAGUUAAUAUCACCUCAUAUCUACAACCCCUUAGUAUCUGGGUGUUUUGCAACAAGGGCGUGGUGGUUAAAUGUCUUAUUGUACACCGAUGUAUUAAAAAUAAUGACUUGUUGUCUGUAGCGUUGAACUAAAACACAAGCAAAUCCGAAACAUUUUCUCCUGUCAUGAACACUAUACCAGCUUACGAAGGAGCUAGAAUAUCUGGCUGUUGGGCUCUAAGAUCUGAUGGCAGUGGAGGCGGUGAUGGAUCGCUGGACCGACUGCUUCCCUCUGCCAGCAUGGGCCUUUCUCCCAGGAAGCGGACCACCAGCCAGUGUAAAUCGGAGCCUCCGCUGCUGCGUACCUCCAAACGAACCAUCUACACAGCUGGCCGCCCACCCUGGUACAACGAACACGGAGCACAGUCCAAAGAGGCCUUUGUCAUCGGUCUGUGUGGAGGCAGCGCUUCAGGAAAGACCACAGUCGCCAGGAAAAUCAUUGAAGCUUUAGAUGUUCCAUGGGUUGUACUACUCUCAAUUGACUCUUUCUAUAAGGUCCUGUCCCCUGAGGAGCAGAUGCUGGCAGCCAGGAAUGAUUAUAACUUCGACCACCCUGACGCCUUCGACUUUGAUUUGCUGAGGCACACCAUGCGCAAACUCAAACAGGGCAAAAGCGUGAAAAUCCCCGUCUAUGACUUCACAACCCAUGGGAGACAGAAGGAGUGGAAAACUGUUUAUGGAGCCAGUGUCAUCAUCUUUGAGGGAAUCAUGUCGUUCGCAGAUAAAGCCCUCCUGCAGUUGCUCGACAUGAAGAUCUUUGUGGAUACCGACUCUGAUAUCCGUUUGGUGCGCCGACUGAGGAGAGACAUCACGGAAAGAGGCCGAGAUAUUGAGGGCGUCAUCAAACAGUACAACAAGUUUGUGAAGCCCGCUUUUGAGCAGUACAUUGAGCCCACCAUGCGCCUGGCUGAUCUGGUGGUGCCACGUGGUGGUGGCAACAUGGUAGCCAUUGACCUGAUUGUGCAGCAUGUUCACAGUCAGCUGGAGGAGAGGAAACUUCGCUGGGAUAUGGCAGCCCUGGCUUCUGCACACCAAGCCCAACCCCUCCCCCAGACCCUCAGCGUUGUGGAGAGCACACCCCAAGUCAGGGGCAUGCACACUAUCAUCAGAAACAAGGAAACCAGCCGUGAUGAGUUCAUCUUCUACUCAAAGAGGUUGAUGCGUCUGUUGAUUGAGCGAGCACUCUCCUUCCUCCCUUCACAGGUCCACGUAGUGCAGACCAUCCAGGGAGAGGACUACGAAGGCAGGAGUUUCCACGGAAAGAGGAUUACUGGGGUUUCUAUCCUGCGAGCUGGGGAGACCAUGGAACCAGCCCUGAGGGCCGUCUGCAAAGACGUCCGCAUCGGAAAGAUCCUCAUCCAGACCAAUCAGGACACGGGAGAACCUGAGCUUCAUUAUCUUCGACUACCCAAAGACAUCAGUGAGGACUAUGUGAUACUGAUGGACUGCACUGUGUCCACCGGGGCUGCUGCCAUGAUGGCUGUUAGAGUUCUGCUGGACCAUGAUGUUCAAGAAGACCAGAUCCUGUUAGUUUCUCUGCUAAUGGCUGAAAUGGGAGUCCAUUCAGUGGCCUAUGCUUUCCCACAGGUUAAAAUCAUCACCACAGCCGUGGACAAGAAGGUCAAUGAUGUUUUUCACAUCAUUCCCGGCAUCGGAAACUUUGGAGAUCGAUACUUUGGAACAGACGUACCGCCUGACUGGAGCGACGAGGACAUAGACAAGCCCAGUGGCUGACAGUUGCUGCAGGAUUUUAAGAUUCUGAACUGUGGCCUCUGGUGAGCAACCUGAAGACAUGCUCCUUGCCUCACUUCUUCUGGCCGCUACAUGCAACCGUUAACAUCAAACAGGAAUGACCAAAAAAAUUAUCCAAAAACAGGAAAAUGGGAAAUUGCAAAUGUACAGCAUGAAAUGUAAAUUAUUGCAUUUAAAAUCAAUUUUGAACACAUUUGAGGGACUUUACUAUUAUGAAUCCAAAGUAUUUUUAUUUGUACAGUUUAUUAUAAAGUACAAAUAUUUUAUUUUAAUGCAUAAAUUGCGACAAUCUAUGAGAAAAAAGGCAGUUUUAAUAUGACGGAUAUCUAUGCCUUAAGUCAUGAACUGGGUGCGACACAACUGAAUGUGAACUUGCACGUGUUAUAAAAAGAGAACCUUAUAAUUUUCAAGUUUACUUUUUUUAACCACAUGCCUCUUUUCUUGGAACUUUCAGAAAAGUAAAAUUGUAACACACACUCGUCUUGCUCAGCUUCCAUCGCCAUGAGGCCUUUCUGAAGGACCAUUCAAUCGGAAAAUGUGUGGGUGUGUUGUCUUUUUUUUUUUAAGCUCUUUUUAGCUCUCUCGUUCAACCUUCACCGUGGAUGCUGACCAGCCUCAAAAGGAUGUUGAAAACCGGUGUUCAUUAUACAGCUUUAAGUAUAUACUUGUGGUGUAUAUUAAUGCUAGUUGUCCGUCAUUUACAUCUGUUUAUACUAUGGAUGAAGCAGCUCAGCAGGACGGUUGUGCAUCUUUUUGUUGUCCUGAAAAUGGGUCCUCUGCAUAAAACAAACACUGAUUAGGCGUUUAUUUUAGUCUCCCGUGUAGUUUCAACCCAGUCGGUGGAAUUGGUCCUUUGAAAAGAAGCCUGUGAUAGCAUGAAAGUAUAAUGCCGGAUCUUUUGAUGGGGAGCUGUAUUAAAAAUAACUAUCAGUCUGUUUAAGUUACAGCCUUAUUAUUGUUGGAAAAAUAUUCACAGUUUGUGGGGUCACCCUCAGGGGUGUUUGAACCUCUGCUAUAUUUCAUUACACAUUAUAAUAUAUUAUAAAUAUAUGUUGUUUUUAUAAUUCAUGCUUUUAAAAUGUCAGUGUUUUAUUUGAAAAAGAAAUGGAAAAAAUAAGGUUUAAAAAAGUUUUAAAAGUUGCAGUAAAAAGGUGAUACUCACUGCAUCAUGUUAGUUGAAUAUAUGUAAUGUUUGCUUUUCCAUUCUGCAACCUGUUACUCUACAGUAAACUCUUUCCGUACUGAAAUCAA